CAUGCUUGGUAUUUUCAUAAGAGUCAUAUAUGAGAAAGGAUCUCUAUCAAAUAAUCCCUCGGUUCUCACUUAGACUUUUAUUAUUUGAUCCUCGCCUGUUAUUGAAAUUCAGAGAUGUAUUAUAUGUCAGUCACCAGCCUGGCGCUCCUCAUCCCUUAUGCCUUGGGCGCAGGUAUCUUGCGUUUCGGAUGCAGCCAAAUCACGAUUGAACGACUUGACCCACUUGUAGAGCCAGGAGCGAAUCCAAGUUUACAUCUUCAUCAGGCCGUUGGAGGGGAUGCGUUCAAAGCUACCAUAGAGAACACCGAUGUUUCCAAGCUUGCUGGCUGCACCACUUGCAGCUUCAGCGAAGACCUGUCGAACUACUGGACAGCGAACCUGUUUUUCCGGGCUCGAAAUGGAACAUACAAGCGUGUGCCGCAAAUGCCUAAUCGAUUUCUAGACGGGUCGGUUGGUGGUGUAACUGUCUACUACUUUCCACAGGGCCUUCGAAGCAAAGUAACCGCAUUCAGACCUGGCUUUCGUAUGCUAGUUGGAGACGCCACAUUACGAAGCGGAGAGGGACAGUCACCGAGGAACUGUUAUCGUUGCUUCACGGGCGCAAACUUCGAAGGCGACAAUGCGGCGCCAUGUGCAGACCCGGUUCUCGAUACUCCUGGAUUUCCAUCGACGCCUUGCAGAGAGCUAUGGACUCAAAUGACUGUUUUGCUGCCAACUGCACUACAUUAG
This is a messenger RNA of Daldinia loculata, 729 nucleotides long. RefSeq lists its product as uncharacterized. The transcript is spliced from 4 exons. Lineage: Eukaryota; Fungi; Ascomycota; Sordariomycetes; Xylariales; Hypoxylaceae. The coding region runs from base 115 to 729 and encodes 204 amino acids. The record is from RefSeq and is a predicted model, not a curated record.